Molecule: messenger RNA, 2019 nt
Organism: Entrophospora sp. SA101
Lineage: Eukaryota; Fungi; Glomeromycota; Glomeromycetes; Entrophosporales; Entrophosporaceae
Source: the annotation of a GenBank genome assembly
AUGACUCCUAAAACACGGUCACUUAUUAAUAACAAGAGUCCCAUUGAUAUUGAACCUUAUAAAAGUAAAUUUUUUACAAGUGUCUAUAGUUCCGAAGAAUCUUCAAUAGAAGGUUUAAAACAAAAAAGUAUUAAUGAAACUACUACAGAAGAUGAAAGUGAGGAAGAAUUAAAACUAAGUUCAAGAGGUCUUGUUCAAAUUGUAGGUUCAUUGGAUAUAUCGUUGUUGGAUAAUGACGCUCCUUUAUUAUUCAAUAAUCAAGUCGAUGAGUUUGACGUUACUUUAGAUCCUCCCUCUAACUCGCUACAAUUAACAACACGUAACGUUCGUAAAUAUGAUGAUCCAUUGGAAAAUAAAAGACGUCAAGGAAGACUGCUAUUGGUAUCAUUACUAGAAAACUUUUGUUUAUUAUAUGAUACAAAUCCAGAAAGAAAUCAUGAACUAUUUUAUCUUAUAUGUAAAAAUUUAAGUACUAUGGGUAUAAUUGAAGAAGAGCACAUUGAUGAGAUGUCUACCGUUCGCUCCUCUUAUCAACGUGCUUUCAAAGCUUUGGUCAUACAAGCUCUUAAUUCAAUUAAACAAGAACGUUUAAUGAAGGAAUCUCGUUUACUUAUGCCUUCUUGUCCAGAAACUGAUUUAGAUAAGCCCGAUAGACAUUCUCCUCAUGAUAAUAAACUUCCUUAUUCUGCAAAAACAAAAAAAGAUAACUCAAACUCAAAAGUUUUAAAAAAUCUUUCGUUCGGUGAUAUUUUGGACCUUGAGAAUAGUCGUUACUCCAAUGAUUUCAUUGAACUUAAAUUAUUAGGUAAAGGUGGAUUUGCAAGUGCUAAAAAUAAAUUAGAUGGUAGAGAAUAUGCCAUUAAAAAAAUCAGAUUAAGAGGUGAUAAAAUUCCUGAAGAAAAAGAAAAGAUAUUUCGUGAGAUUAAAAUCCUUGCAAGAUUAGAACAUACAAAUGUUGUGCGUUAUUAUAGUUCAUGGCUCGAACAUAUCAGUAGUAAACAACGUAGUAACGAAGAUGAGACAUCAUUAUUGUUAAAUUCCGAAGAAAAUUCUUCGCGUGUUGAAAGUUCAAAUGGAUAUCAUUCUGAUAACGAGUCUAGUAUCAAUUCAAACCAAGAUACCGAUAAAAUAAGUCAUUCUCAUAUUCCAAAAGAUGUUGAAUCUUUGAAUCUUGAGAAAGAUUGGGUGCUUUUCAUUCAAAUGCAGUUAUGUAAUAGUACAUUGCGCGAUUAUUUAAAAAAACGUGAUUCCAAUAUAUUGGCGCCAACAACUGAUCUGUUAAGCUCCGUUGAUCAUAACAUCAUAAUCGAUUUAUUUAGAGGCAUAGUACGUGGGGUUGCAUACAUUCACGAUCAAGGGUUGAUUCAUCGAGAUCUCAAACCCGGAAACAUAUUUAUUGGUGGCCUUGCAGAUGGUGGGCAAGAUAAUUUGGUUGUUGCCAAUAAUUUAUUAUCUUUUUCUAAUGAACGAGUAGUACCAAAAAUCGGCGAUUUUGGAUUAGUAACUGCAGUAGAUGGCGAUCACACCUACUCAACAAUUGAUAAUUCAAUAAAUAGAGGAUUAAAAGGAUGCUACGCUUCACCUGAACAACUUGCAAGGCCCCCACAACCUUACAAUGAAAAGGUUGACAUCUAUUCAUUAGGAAUCAUAUUCUUUGAAUUGCAUUUUUCAUUUUCCACAGGGCAUGAACGUGCUCAAGUUAUUAAAAAUCUAAGAAAUGGAAUAUUACCUAAAGGGUUUGUUAAAAGAUUCCCAAAAGAGGCAGCAUUCAUUUUAUGGAUGAUGGCAGAAGAUCCCGAUAAGAGACCAAGUGCAAAACAAAUUCUAGAUUUUGAAUUAUUGUCAGAUUCAAAUCAAGAAGAGCAUUCUAAAAUACAACUUAGACUUGUUGAAAGUACACAUAAAUUAGAAAUGGUAACACAAGAAAAUGAAAUUUUAAAGAAAAAAGUUGCAGAAUUAGAAGAAAAAUUAAAAAAAUAUGAAAAUCUCAUUACUUAUAAUACAAAAGGUGCUUCAUAG